This is a messenger RNA of Lithohypha guttulata, 912 nucleotides long. RefSeq lists its product as uncharacterized. The record is from RefSeq and is a predicted model, not a curated record. The transcript is spliced from 4 exons. NCBI's taxonomy places the organism in Eukaryota, Fungi, Ascomycota, Eurotiomycetes, Chaetothyriales, Trichomeriaceae. The coding region runs from base 1 to 912 and encodes 303 amino acids.
AUGGCAAUAAUCGAGCAGCUCGAAAUGAGAGUUCGUGUCGCCAAAACACCUCUUCCCGAAUACGAUCUGCCUGAUGAACCGAGCGAAAAUGUAGAACUGCAGUCGGACACAACGUCUGUCAUCCAGAAAUGCAUCGAAAGCCAGCCUGAUCAGAACUUCGAUGUGGAAAUGCGUUUGCAUCCUGGCUUCUCUUUCCCUGGAGAGUUUGAUGUCCUGGCUUGCACCAUCUACAUAGAUGGUGUACACACUAUCAUCCCUCUCUUGAUGCAGCAAAAGUAUCAGCCUGGUCGAAAAGCGCUCGUUGAAAUCCAGAGAGGAGUUGAAGUGCGGGAGAAUGGUAAUGCCAAGCUGAGGAAGUUUCGAUUCGCGAAUCUACAACUCAGUUCUAUCAAAAUUUGUGUCUUUCGGGAAAAAAUUAAGAGAAAAUCUAGCAACACAGACACGGAUGGAGGCAAGUUCACAGCUCCAGCAUCAUCCGAGAAGAAUAUGAAAGGCCGAGCUACAGACAGCUUCACUACGCUUGACGAACCAGAAGAGUGCAGACCCCACUCAGUAUGGCAUACAGUUCGGAUUGGAUCCCAGCCAUUGGCCGAGUUCAUUUUCUUUUACUACACCCGUGUGACCCUCCAGAAGAUAGAUGUCAUUCCACAGUCACCUUCGCCAAUCCCCCUUGAAGACAGGCCACGCGAAUCGUUGUCUCGUGAAGAGCUUCUGCAACUCAUCGAACGACAGCAGACAGUAAUCGAAGCGGGCAAGAAGGCUACCAAGAAGGAGCAGCUGGAUUCCGAUAUGGAACAACUUGAGCGAGUGAAACGCUCACAAUCAGACGAGGAAGAAGAGCUAGAGAUACUGCCUCAGAAGCGAGCUCGAAAGAAUGCGAAGAUUCAGGUGAUCGACAUACUGGAUGACUAG